This is a messenger RNA of Caenorhabditis remanei, 456 nucleotides long. RefSeq lists its product as uncharacterized. Gene Ontology annotation, biological process: mitochondrial fission; peroxisome fission; mitochondrial fragmentation involved in apoptotic process. Lineage: Eukaryota; Metazoa; Nematoda; Chromadorea; Rhabditida; Rhabditidae. The record is from RefSeq and is a predicted model, not a curated record. Gene Ontology annotation, molecular function: protein binding. Gene Ontology annotation, cellular component: mitochondrial outer membrane; peroxisomal membrane. Bases 1 to 456 code for a protein of 151 amino acids. The transcript is spliced from 4 exons.
AUGGAUUACGGAAGUAUCCUUGAGGAGCGGACAAGUCCCGUUGUGUUGAUGAACGCUCGUGAGCAGUACAUGCGUCAAUGCGCCCGUGGAGACCCAAGUGCCGCAUCGACAUUUGCCUUUGCCCACGCCAUGAUUGGAUCCAAAAACAAACUGGACGUCAAAGAAGGAAUCGUGUGUCUCGAGAAGCUUCUCCGUGACGACGAUGACAGAACCAGCAAACGACACUACGUGUACUACUUGGCUGUUGCUCAUGCUCGACUGAAACACUAUGAUAUCUCUUUGGGAUAUAUCGAUGUGCUGCUGGAAGCGGAGGAAGGUAACGACCAAGCAAAAAGAUUGAAAGAGGAUAUCAAAUCGGCGAUGACUCAUGACGGACUUAUUGGAGCAGCGAUCGUCGGCGGAGGAGCUCUCGCGUUGGCUGGCCUCGUCGCCAUUUUUUCCUUGAGCAGAAAAUAA